This is a messenger RNA of Chelonoidis abingdonii (Abingdon island giant tortoise), 3609 nucleotides long. RefSeq names its product CCAAT enhancer binding protein beta (gene CEBPB). Lineage: Eukaryota; Metazoa; Chordata; Testudines; Testudinidae. Gene Ontology annotation, molecular function: DNA-binding transcription factor activity, RNA polymerase II-specific; RNA polymerase II cis-regulatory region sequence-specific DNA binding. Gene Ontology annotation, biological process: regulation of cell differentiation; regulation of transcription by RNA polymerase II; DNA-templated transcription. The record is from RefSeq and is a predicted model, not a curated record.
UUAAUUCUUCCUCUUUUCAAAGUCUGAGGUUUGAACAUUCAUGAACAGUUGACUGUUUGAAUCGUAUAAUGCAAUACCUGUUCCUCUGGCUUAACGUUGCAAUAUUUCCCACACCGCAGGAUUGCUUCACAUUAUUCUAUGAGGCAGUGUCAUUUUCUCUGCAGUGUUGGUCUUUACUGAAACGAAGGACACUCCUACUUCCUUUAAUUAUAUGUUUUGUUUUAAAUUGAUGUCUUUUAUUCUGAGCAUGAAUCACCAGCUUGUAAACAGGUAAAUGUGGGAGUAAAAGGGAAAACAUAAGUUUGAUUCCCAAGGUGGGUGUCUUUAAUUAAAAUGGACAUAAAAAUUUAUUCUUAUUUCCCAGAUUUACCAUGGCCCCUCCAAGUCAAUUCUGCUUAAUAAAUUAAUAAAUCAUAGCAUCCCAUGCCUUUACAUAUAUAUAUCUCACUUUUUCCCAUUAAUUUUAAAUACAUCUCCCAGAGCACAAACUCCAUAGCACUUGUGUACUCUGAUAAUUGCAACAUACCAUAUAAGGUAAACAUACCAGGCCAAACUUUAAGGCCAUCGGCCCUGCACACAGAGGUCAGAUGGGGAGUUUUGGAUUUGUCUAGCACGUCUAAUCACGGCCAGAUACAGAAAGGGUCUUCUGAGGCAGUGUCUUACCCUGGUUUGAGCCCAACACAGUAUGCUUUUUACACCCACAGUGGCAACCUGGUUCUGAGUGCGUCUGUAUGGGACAAUUUUGCCUGCCAGCAUGAUAAAAUUCAUAGGGCACUGAAUUGGUAUUAAGAUCUGGCUUCUAUUCCUAGCGCCAGGGCUGUCUCUAGGGGAGUACGGGCCCAGGGUAGAAGUAACAAAUCCGUCACUUCUGGGACUGACCCGUCACUUAUGGGACCGACCACACCAGCCAAUUGCAUUGGCCUGCAGGGCCUACCAAAGCGUGGGGCCCGGAGUGGUCGCCCCAAUUCGCUGUACCCAAGGGAAGGCUCUGCCUGGCUUUACCUCUGACUGGAUGAGCUACCUUGAGUAAAUCACUUAACCUCUGUGCCGUAAUAUGUAAAAUGAGAAUAUUGACACUCUCCGGCCUUUGUACUACACUUUUAAGAACUACAGAUGAAAUAUACAGACAUAACAAGCCUCAGAGGCAAUGGAUCCAGCCCAUACUUGUCUCUAUUAGCCAAAUCUGGCCACUUGCUGUCCCCACAGCUGGACGCUGCUUAGUGGUUUGGGUUGGGGAAGGAGAAGAAAAGGGCUGAAAUCUGGGGAAGAAGGACAGGGGUGGAUCUGGUGGCUGCUUUUUCCUCCUCUCUGAGUACAGAUUGGAUCAGGCAGGGGAGAGACUCAAGGGUUUAUGCCCAGACUGGUACAUGGGCAGACGCAGUGUCCCACUGUGCAUGCAUUUGUGUCCAUGUCCUCGGGUCACACCAGGGUUGAUUACCAUCCAGUGACAUCUCCUGGAGAUUUGACAACAGCUGGAGAGAAGAAAGGAGAAGGCUGCGCUCCCUUUCUCCGACUCAGAUCUUUCCCUCCCUUUAAUGAUGGUGAGAAUAAGUCCCCUCUGCUCAGAAGCCAGCCCUGUUUUUCUUAUGAAUGACUAGGUCAGAGACACACACACCAAGUGCCUCCCGCGGAGCUAGAGGCGGUAGUUUACAAUUACAACUGUACAAAGUGUGCACCAGGUGGCAGCCAGCCAGCCAGUGACGUUCCUGUUGCCAUGGGAUCCACCGCCCCUAUAAAUAACAGCAAAGGAACUUUCCUAAGUCAGAGACUUUAGGACUCGGGACCUAGAACCAGAUGGUCCGGAGGAGAAGCAGCAGCCGUCCCCGCAGCAGGAUCUGAGCCAGCCCAGGUGGGCAGCACAGCUGGGAAGCCGGACCCAGCACUAGAGACUGAGGCAGGAGUUGCAGGCCCCCCACGUCACCUUUGGCAGCUUGGUCUUGUGGCUGGGGGGCCCCCCCUGCGCUGUCUCCUCCUCCCUGCACCCCCCCUUUGCUUUCAUGCAACGCCUGGUGGCCUGGGACCCAGCAUGCCUCCCCAUCCAGCCUCCCGCCUUUAAAUCCAUGGAAGUGGCUAAUUUCUAUUACGAGGCGGACUGUCUGGCUGCUCUGAGCAAGGUGCACCCGCGGGCGGCAGGGGGCCGCUCCAUGACUGAGUUCACCGUAGGGGACCACGAGAGAACCAUCGACAUCAGCCACUACCUGGACCCCUUAGCAUCUCAGCCGCCGCCGCCGCCGCAGCAGCCUCCUCCCGCAGCAGGAGCAGCAGCAGCAGCAGCAGGGGGCAACUUUGAGCCUCCCUGCAGCAGCAGCCAAGAUUUCCUCUCCGACCUCUUCUCCGAGGACUAUAAAGGCGGCAGCAAGAAGCCCGACUACACCUACAUCAGCCUGCCCAGGCACUGCCACCCGGGCGCCGGCCAGGGCCACAAGCCGGGGGGGCUGCUAACCUGCUUCCCGCCCCAGAUCGUGGAGACCAAAGUGGAGCCAGUCUUCGAGUCCCUGGACUCUUGCAAAGGGCCCCGUAAGGAAGAAGGGGGCGCGGGGCCGGGGGGCAUGUCCUCCCCCUACGGCAGCACCAUGCGCUCCUACCUCGGUUACCAAUCGGUGCCAAGCGGCAGCAGCGGCAACCUGUCCACGUCGUCCUCUUCCAGCCCCCCUGGUACCCCCAACCCGUCCGAUUCCUCCAAAUCCGGCGGCGGAGGCUACGCCGGGACCCCUGGGGGCAAGAACAAGUCCAAGAAGAGCGUGGACAAGCACAGCGACGAGUACAAGAUCCGCCGGGAGAGGAACAACAUCGCGGUGCGCAAGAGCCGGGACAAAGCCAAACUGCGCAACCUGGAGACGCAGCACAAAGUCUUGGAACUGACCGCCGAGAAUGAGCGGCUGCAAAAGAAAGUGGAGCAGCUCUCCCGGGAGCUGAGCACCCUCAGGAACUUGUUCAAACAGCUGCCCGAGCCCCUGCUGGCCACAUCUGGCCAUUGCUAGCCCCACCGCUGGACACUGCUAGAGCCGCAGUGGUUGGGGUGGGGGGAGAGAGAGGGGGGAGAAAGGGCUUGAAUUUGGGAAAGGAGGAUGGGGGGGGGAUUGGUGGCAGCUUUUCCCCUCCCCUAUGAGGACAGAUUGGAUCGGGCGGGGGAAGUAAUGGGGAGAGACUCAAGGUUUUCGUUUUUGUUGUUGUCUUCUAUUUGCAAUUUGGUGGAAGAAACUUCCGCCGCAGCCUGUUUGUCCUAGGAGAGGGACUCUCCCGGCGGGCGCCAGGGUCCUCAGCACCGUGUGGCGGAAUGACAGUUGCUGAUAGUAAUUUUUUUUUUUUAUGUUACAGUCCCACCGAGCCCCCCUUUCCCCGAAGCGGUCUCUCUGCAGAGUUUGUUGAAUGUUCGUGUUAUUUAAAACAGAGCGAGAGAGGGAGAGAAAAAGCAGAGAGUGAUGCAAUCCUUUAAACAUGGCUGGGAAUGCUGUGUACACAUGAUGCAAUCUCGUGUAACUGUCAGUCAUGAAUUGAGUAAUCUGUUAAAGAUGUUCCUGCGGGGUUUUUUUUAUUAUAAAGAAUAUUUCUAUAAGAAAAACACAUAUGUAUAUUUUGGGAUCUAUAAACGUUCUUGCUACAUUUGAA